AUGUCAAAAUAGAGAUCUAAGUAAUAGCAACCUGAUUAGUCUGGCCCAGAAAAGCAAAGCUCUGCUUAUCGUAAAUUUUGUGAUUAAGAACUCGUUUUACUUUAAUAACAAUAUCCUAAAAGAACAACUGAAGAACUUAUUAAAUUGAUCAAUCUAAAAUGGUUAGUGAAAGAGAAAGAGAAAAUCAAUAAUAAAAAAUACUUCUAAUAAAAUGGUUUUGUGAUCAUAAAUGAUAAUGAAAAAGUCCCUGUACCCUAACCUCCUCCUCCUGUGAUGAUAAUGUUUAAUAAUUUAUAAUGUCUACUAGCUUCCAAAAACAAAUGAGAUAACAACUUGAGAUGACCCAUCCUGAGUACAAUGGAACAUAGAUAGAUCGCACUAUUAAAUUCGAAUGGGGUUCAAAUUCGGCCUUAAAAGAGAAAGCAGCUGAGGAAUAUAAAAAGUUAAGACAAGUUAAUUAGUAUAAAAUAUGAAUAGGAAUUUGAAAACCAAAAGAAAGAAUUCAAAAUUAAAUAUGGUUUCUGGCCAUAGCAUAAAAAGCAUUUAGGUGAGUAAGGGAAUUAGAUCCAUCAUUCCAGUUAAUAGGCAAAUCCAUUGGCUUGCUUGCUCAACAAAAAAGUUAAAUAAGAAUGAG
Paramecium pentaurelia is the source of this 634-nucleotide messenger RNA. The record is from the annotation of a GenBank genome assembly. Lineage: Eukaryota; Ciliophora; Oligohymenophorea; Peniculida; Parameciidae.